AGCUGACAAUGACUAUCCAAAUGCUACUGUAAAUACAGAUGGGAUAAAGGUCUAUAGAUGCGACAUCUGCGAGCAAUCAUUCCCAGCAAUAGGGCGUUUUUCUACCUUCCUGAAGCAUAUGAGGGAAGAACAUGAUGUAGUGAAGCCUCUUAAAUGCCCCCAGUGUCCACAGAAAUCAAGUACUUUUUGGCGAUUAAGGAAUCAUAUAAAAACUCAUAAUCAAAUCAAAUGCCAUGCAUGCCUAACAUGUCAGAAGAAGUUUAACACGAAGGCAUUGUUAAGGACACACCAGAUAAACGUGCAUGAAUCAUGUAGAUCAGAUCAUAUAUGUAUGACAUGUGGAAAGGGAUUUCAUGCCAGAAGGACAUUGAUGCGGCAUGAGAGUACACAUUUUACAGAAAAACCAUACGUUUGUCCACAAUGUGGAGUCGCGUAUGCCUUGAAAGAAUUUCUCCAACGGCAUAUGAAGUCACAUGACAAGGCUUUUAUAUGUCAAACAUGUGGUGAAAGAUUUGGACGAAAAUAUAAUCUAGAACAGCAUGAGAAAAUUCAUAGUGGUAUUAAAGAUUAUGAGUGUAAAUCAUGCGGGAAACAGUUUACACAGUUGGCUGCGUUAUGUGGACAUACAAAGACGUGUAGUAUGAAAACACAAGUAGCAAUCACUGAACCCAUGGAAGGGUUUGGUGUUCUGUCCUGUGACACUGUGAAUCAACUUGUGCACUCUUACCAACCACAAAGUCUGCCUACAACUGGAGGUUUAGAUACAACCAGACAUUUAGAUGUAACUGGACUUUCAGAGGCAUCUCAACAUUUAGAUGCAGCUAGACAUUUAGAUGCAGCUAGACAUUUUGAUGCAGCUGGACAUUCAAAUGCAGCUGGAAAUUCAGAUGCAGCUGGACAUUUAGAUGCACAUGCAUAUUUAAAAGAUGCAACUGGAUAUUUAAAAGGUGAAACUGGACAUACAAAUACAACUAGACAUUUAGAUGCAACUGGACAUUCAAAUCCAACUAGACAGUUAUGUGAAACUGGACAUACAAAUACAACUAGACAUUUAGAUGCAACUGAACAUUCAAAUCCAACAAGACAGUUUGGUGAAACCGGACACACAAAUACAACUAGACAUUUAGAUGCAACUGGGCAUUUAGAUGCAAUUAGACUGUUAAGUGCAACUGGACUUUCAAAUGCAACUAGACAUUUAGAAGCUACUGGACAUAUAGAUGCCCCUCUUGUUCCAUUCAGAGACUCACAACCUUAUACCUGAUAUUAAUCUAUUUUACAAUAUUUCAUUUAGAAUAAACUUAUGUAUAAUAUACUAUUAUGUAUAACUUCAUUGACCCUACGCAAGAACUACUCGAUUUCUCUUGUCAUUCUAAAUAAACGCAUUUUUGAAUUUGAAAAAAUCAGCUCUGAUGUGCAUGAAAUAAAAUAUAGAUACCUGAAUUACAUUUUGUGCUCAAAUUUUGGUCAUUACAUUGAGGAAAGCAGAAAGCUCCUCAGCUUGACAGCUAGCAUAUCAAUGAGACUAAAGGAAGAGAAAUUAGUAAGAGAAAUUUUUAUUUUAGAUGUCUUAUUUGGUGAUUUUGCAGAACAUCUAUGCUUUAUUUUGUGAUUAUCAGGUUGAGUAAACUUGAAGGGGAUUUGGAUAGAACAUUCAAUCUGUUUAACUUGGACAUUUUACAAAUGCAAAAGCAGACUAGUGCCAAGAUCUUAUUAGGUUUUGAAUUGCU
Owenia fusiformis is the source of this 1727-nucleotide messenger RNA. NCBI's taxonomy places the organism in Eukaryota, Metazoa, Annelida, Polychaeta, Sabellida, Oweniidae. The record is from the annotation of a GenBank genome assembly.